Molecule: messenger RNA, 939 nt
Organism: Podospora pseudopauciseta
Lineage: Eukaryota; Fungi; Ascomycota; Sordariomycetes; Sordariales; Podosporaceae
Exons: 1
Coding region: 1-939 (312 amino acids)
Molecular function (GO): S-adenosylmethionine-dependent methyltransferase activity
Source: RefSeq, a predicted model, not a curated record
AUGGCAACAGUCCUUGAGACAAACAAACCGGCUCCUGCUGCGGAGCCCGGCUUCUCAGUAAAGGAAGGCGCCAACUGGUCCGAAUACCUCUCCUUCCGCCCCGUGUACCCACAGUCUUUCUUCGGCCGCAUCUACGAAUAUCACUUUCAGAAGCCCCAGGCGACUUCAACAACGGCCCAAGAUAUUGGAGCCGGCUGCGGCAUUGUCUCCUCAAACUUGGCCUCCCGUUUCAACAAAGUGAUCGUCUCGGACCCCAACGAUGGCUACACCACACUCGCUCGGAAACUUCUUGUCGAGCAGUCUAGGCUUCCAGCGUCCAAAUUCACCUUUCUACAGGAGGGCGCAGAGAAAAGCUCUGUCCAGUCCGGGACAGUGGAUUUGGUCACGGCCUGUGAGAUGAUGCACUGGACAAACGUUGACGUGGCCGUCAAAGAAUUCGGCAGAGUCCUCAAGGCUGGCGGCACCCUCGCCAUCACUUACUACACCGUGCCCAGGAUCGUCGGCAACGAGCCAGCCCAGAAGAUCUGGAGGCAAAUUUGGCGGGCUUAUGCCGAACGGGCCCAGGGAGAGCUGUACGAUCAUGCUUUCGGCAUUGUUAACUCAGGGUUUCAGUGCAUCGGACUCCCUGAGGCGGAAUGGGGAAGUGUCAAGAGGGUGUACAUCAACUCAGGAGGGAGCACUGUGCCUUUCCAGAUUGAUGACAGGUUGGCUGAGAGUAGAGUCAGAGGCGAUGAGGAGGCAAUCUGGUUGGAAGGCGAUAAAGACUGGUAUGACGAGCAAGGUCUUGACUGGCUGAAGGGUUACCUCGCAACAUGGGUGCCACGAAUCCCAGAGGCGGAUAUCCAGGACCUUUGGGAUGCUUUGGAGGCUGCAUUGAAUGGAAAGAAGGCGAGCCUGGAAACACCACUUGUGUUGAUCUUCGCCACCAAGAAAGCAUAG